AUGGUGCAAGGCUCGCUGAAAAAGAAUGCUGGUGGUCAAAAGAAGGGACCCAGAAAAGUACAACAACCAAAGAAAGGAGCACGGACGAUUGCUCCCAAGCAAGCUACUCUUGUCAAGCAACGAAAGCUUCAAAAGCAAUUGACGGCCAAGAUCAACAACAAUAUCGAACGACAAAUGGCGGUCAAGGCGAAUGCGGUUGGAAAGUUGACUGUGAUGAAAAAGCUUGCCGAGAGUCAAGAUGCAUCGACAAAGAAGAAGGGCAAGAAAUAG
Molecule: messenger RNA, 270 nt
Organism: Lichtheimia ornata
Lineage: Eukaryota; Fungi; Mucoromycota; Mucoromycetes; Mucorales; Lichtheimiaceae
Exons: 3
Coding region: 1-270 (89 amino acids)
Source: RefSeq, a predicted model, not a curated record